Messenger RNA from Cryptosporidium ubiquitum, 477 nucleotides. RefSeq lists its product as uncharacterized. The record is from RefSeq and is a predicted model, not a curated record. The transcript has a single exon. Lineage: Eukaryota; Apicomplexa; Conoidasida; Eucoccidiorida; Cryptosporidiidae. The coding region runs from base 1 to 477 and encodes 158 amino acids.
AUGGCAGUGAAUCCUGCGUUUAUUCCAAAGGAAUUGACAGACGUGUAUGCACCAGAAAACUAUGACCCAAACUGUAGCAUUUUAGCAUGUAACUUUCCUACUGGAACAAGCGUCGAGGAAUGCUCAAAUUUCAUGUCAUGGAUUGGCCCAGUAGUUUAUGUAGAGGAAGGCCCUUCACUUCAAAGAGAAGCAAAUUUUUUGGUAGUUUACUCUAAACCAGACUUUGCUGUUAAGGCUACACAGGAAGAGCUUGUAUUUAAUGAAGGGUGUAGAGUUUAUUGCAGGUUCGUGGAUGCAAGACCUACUAUAUGGGGAAAUAUUACAAACUUUUUCCAAGGAAUAGACCAACAAUACAGAGGCUCUGACCAAGUUUCUAACUUCAUUAAUGAUACUGCAGGUAUGUUUCAUUUGUUUGUGAAUGCUUAUUCAGGAAUAGGACUAGAAUUAGAGUUAAAAUCGGUAUUGAUAUCUAAAUAA